Messenger RNA from Papaver somniferum (opium poppy), 491 nucleotides. RefSeq lists its product as uncharacterized. NCBI's taxonomy places the organism in Eukaryota, Viridiplantae, Streptophyta, Magnoliopsida, Ranunculales, Papaveraceae. The transcript has 3 exons. Bases 141 to 470 code for a protein of 109 amino acids. The record is from RefSeq and is a predicted model, not a curated record.
AAAAUCUGCUUGGUCUUGUUCUGGCCUUAUGAUGUUUGCACUCAUUUGAGAAGUUAGAUCGAUAUGUUGUAUGAGACCUUCUAAUUUUUGGGUUUCUUUUCUCCCUGUAUCUCAAUUUCAGCAAACAAUCUUAACCAUCGAUGGAAGCUGUUUACUUUAACGAGGAGGGAGGUGGUCCAGAAUCAGGCCGUACUUCAACAACCACUGAAAUGAUGAAGAAGUACUACACCAAGAGAACGAGGAUGAGACUUGACCAAGAGCAGGAAAAGGGUCACGGGAAUCCUGCUCAUGACAAGGAAAUGAGACAUGAAGCAAUAGAGUUAAUGCCAAAGCCUGCUACUGCUAACGGCAACAGCUUACUAUUUCCACGCACCAACAAAAAUGACUCCUACCCUUUCGACUAUAAUUAUGGUAACACAAAUCCCAUUUGUGAUUCAUGUCUUUUUUUUAAGUUAAAAGUUUUUGCUUAAAGUAUUAUGGUUUUGGUUUUC